UGCUGGGAAGGGCUUACGUGCCUGAAGCCGGGUCUCCGGGAGCUAGGAUGGCGAGUCAGCGAGUGUUCCCACUUUCCUGUGUGGUGCAGCAGUAUGCCUGGGGGAAGAUGGGCUCCAACAGCGAAGUGGCAUGCCUGCUGGCUAGCAGUGACCCACUGGCCCAGAUCUCAGAGGACAAGCCGUAUGCAGAGCUGUGGAUGGGGACGCAUCCCCGGGGAGAUGCCAGGAUCCUUGACAACCGUAUUUCCCAGAAGACAUUAGGCCAGUGGAUUGCCGACAACCAGGACUGCUUAGGCCCAAAGGUCAAAGACACCUUUAAUGGCAAGCUGCCCUUCCUCUUCAAAGUGCUCUCUGUGGAAACAGCCCUGUCUAUCCAGGCACACCCUAACAAGGAGCUGGCACAGAAGCUGCACCUCCAGGCUCCACAGCACUACCCGGAUAACAACCACAAGCCCGAAAUGGCCAUCGCCCUCACCUCCUUCCAGGGCUUGUGUGGUUUCCGGCCAGUGGAGGAGAUUGUGACCUUCCUGAAGAAGGUGCCUGAGUUCCAGUCCCUGAUUGGAGAGGAGGCCACAGCACAGCUGAAGCAGAGCGUGAGCAGAGAUCCUGGGGCUGUGGCCGCUGCUCUGAGGAAUUGCUUCUCCCACCUGAUGAAGAGUGAGAAGAAGGUGGUGGUGGAGCAGCUUAACCUGUUGGUGAAGCGCAUCUCCCAGCAAGUAUCUGCCGGAAACAGCAUGGACGACAUUUGUGGGAAGCUCUUGCUGCAGCUGCACCAGCAGUACCCAGGUGAUAUCGGAUGUUUCGCCAUUUACUUCCUGAACCUGCUCAACUUGAAGCCGGGGGAAGCCAUGUUUCUGGAGGCCAAUGUGCCCCAUGCCUAUCUGAAGGGAGACUGUGUGGAGUGCAUGGCAUGUUCAGACAAUACUGUGCGUGCUGGCCUGACGCCCAAAUUCAUUGAUGUGCCAACCCUGUGUGAAAUGCUUAACUACACACCUAGCCCCAGCAAGGACAGGCUGUUUGCCCCAACACGGAGUCAAGAUGACCCCUAUCUCUCUAUCUAUGACCCCCCUGUGCCGGACUUCACUGUUAUGAAGAUGGAGGUCCCUGGCUCUGUCACUGAAUACAGGGUCUUGGCAGUAGACUCUGCCAGCAUCCUUCUCAUGGUCCAAGGGACAGUGACAGCUACCACACCUACAGUUCAAGCAGAAAUCCCUUUGCAGCGUGGUGGAGUGCUCUUCAUUGGGGCCAAUGAGAGUGUCUCGCUGAAGCUUACCGUGCCCAAGGAUCUGCUCAUCUUCCGGGCCUGCUGUCUGUUGUAGAGGACAGUCUUCUACCCUCUCUGCCUGUCACCAUAUCCUGGCCAGCUCCAACCCCGGUCCCUGUUGUGACUCUUUGGUGCAUGCUGGAAUGGUAGAGUAGUGAGCGUGGCUUUAGUGACUCCAGAGCAUGCCCAGGUUGACCAUCUCCAGGAUGAGGGGUCUGUGUGAAGACUGAGACCUACCACUCCACGGUACUCUCAACACUCCUUACUACCUCUGAGUCAGAUGUGUCCAUUCAGGAGGCAACAGCUGUGCCCCAGCUAAGGCAUUAGGCUAACAAAACAUGCAUGACCCAGCAUUAGGUCAGCAUCCAUCUGAAUGACAGAUGAGGCGAUGUCUUAAGAACAGGCUUCUUGCCCUGGGACUGCCUGCUCUCUCAGCUGCAGAGAGGGAAGGGACAGGCCAGAAGACUAAUGCUCUUACUCCCUCCAGCUCUGUCAAAGUAAUUAAAGAUCACUUGUGUUGAGGAUACAGACUAAAGAGCAGUCAGACUUCGGUAUUCCUGCCCCUGAUGUGGGCGGAAAGAGUUCUCUGAUGUUGUCCAAUUUUGGUUUUAAUUCUGCUUCAUACAACUUCCUGGGGGUGGGCAGGCUGGAUUCCAGAACCCUUUUAUAGGAAGGGGUAGGAGAGGAAGCCAGCCUCGCCUAGCUGCACAGCUUGCAGGCAGGCUGUGGCCCUGCUUCUAGUGAACCUGUUUGGAGAUUGUCUUGCCAUGUUGCAAAGGUUGGUUUUGAAGUUGUGCUUCUGUCUCGGCUGUAUUAUGGCUUCUGGUGUUUGCACAUGUUUAUGUAUGUGCACAUGUUUAUGUAUGUGCACAUGUAGCUCAAUGUUAUUCCUCAAGAGUCAGCCACCUUUUUUCCUUUUUGUUUUUGAGACAAAGAGUUUCUCACUGGAACGCACUAGUUCAGCUAGGCUGACUAGCUAGAAAGCCUCAGUGAGCCUCGUGGCUCAGCCUCCCCAGAACUGGGAUUACAGGUAUGUGCCACUACCACUGCUGGCUUCUUAUUUGGGUGCUUGUGGUAGAGAGGUUAGGGAUCCAAACUCAGGUUCUCAUGUUUGCACAGUAAUCUCUUUACCAACUGACCCACCCCUAGUCCCUUUUAGGUAUUUUUGAGGUUCUCAUUUAGCUCAGGCUAGUGUUAUGUAUUGGGGGCUAGAGAGAUGACUCAGCAGUUAAAAAUAUUUAUAGAGAACCCAGGUUUGGUUCCCAGCUCCCAUAUGAGUUCCAGGAUAGCCAGAGCUACACAGACAAGUAAGUACUCCCCUCACCCCUCAAAAAAACCCCAAUGCAACACAAUACAGACCAACUGCCAUGAUUGCAUUUAUUAUAACAGGCUGUAGAAGUAUAAGCCAAGAGGUCUGUAGAGCAGAGGUCUGUAAACAUCAGAUGGAUGCACUCCUUCCCAGGACUGCCACCUGCAGGACACCCAGCACUCUGAAUCUGGGCACCAGUGUGCCUUUAUUGAUAUUACUUUCAUCUAGCCCCUAACAAUGGACCAUUUCUACCCUUCCCAACUGAACAUUAUCGCCUGCAACACAUCCCUGAGCUUCUGCCACAAAGUAAUGCUUUCUCAUGUAAGACCACCCAGCUCUACACUUCCCUUCCAGGAGCUGGUCCAGCCAAGUAUCAAUGUUGAUCACAGGAAGAACUACCCCAGAGGGUGUGGUUUGGGGGUUGCCGAAUGUCCAAACUACUCCGUCUUAACCAAAUCCCAACAGAAAUAGGGCUCCACAUCUAAGUUCCACAACCAUUUGUAGCCCUCACAGCCAUCCCAUCAAGUCUUUGUCUCCACUGCACUACAUCUAUUCCCUUCCCACAAGUGCUUCAUUUCUGCAGUUACAGAAGGUCUCGAUACGGUCUGCUCCCUCCCUGCAGGCUUUACAUAAGGUGCUCAGAAUGUGAGAUGCCUGCGUUGGGUUGCAGAGUCCCACCGCAGCACACAAGCAGCCACUAUAACCCAGUCCCAAAAGCCAAGCAGAUGGCCUCUAGUUUCGCCCCCAUCUUCCCUCCUGGGAUGCUGCUAGACAACUGAGUAAAAAGCACCCAAGCUUCAGUCUUCAGUGGCCUGAGAAGAAAAGCCUGUCAGGUACUAGCAGGCUUGUGGCCAAGUAACAGGGAAGGCCUUUUCUUUUGAUCUUAUCCUUUCUGCUACCACUUGUAGAAUGGCCACAAGGGCCCAUCAUUCCUUAUAAACCUCUAGUAGCCACUGGACAUGACAGUCACAUGUGUGCCCAACCCCUAAUUCUGACUGUUGUGCCCUUUGUACUGGGAACCCUGUCCACUCCAAGUCUCACCAUACACCUGGGUUAAGGUAAAAGGUAGGGAAGAGGGUCCUGGAAAACUGAGUUCCAGAAAGGCUUGGUAUCACAAGAGAAAUUAUCCCUGUGUUGGCUAUGCUCACCCCCAGGUUAGCUGUGCUCCAUGCCCUCACCCCCUCAGUGUGGGACUUGAACCCAGACAUUGCACAUGCUAGGCAAUCUGCUUGAGCUGUUGCUCCAGCCUGCGAGCCUGUGCUGGGGCAGAGGAAUGUGCCGUAGGAAUAAACCUUGUUAGAAGAGGGAAGUCCCCCUUGCACUGCAAAUUGAUCUAUCUCAAGUGAGGUCCAGGAGACUUAGGUCUCCUCCCCAACCUGUCUGAACAUUUCCAUGUAGGCCAAAGCCACAUAGCUACACCAGGACAUUAUUCUCACUCAAAAGCUUAAAAAGUUAAACCCAGAAAGGCACUUACUGCCCAGCAGCUCCCUCUGCCGGUAAUCACAAAACUGCAGGUUUCUGGUGCCAGCCACAGGAGCCAGUCCAACUAAUAAUUCAAAAACAAACAAACAAAAAUAAAACAGGUAGAAAAACUAAUCAAGGAACUACAGAUAAAUGAACAUACACAAAGCAGUUUCCUUUUAACCAGGGAAGGGCUGAUCAGUUACUAAACACAUCCAGGCAGCAGGACCAGUAGGAUGUUUCAAGUUCAGAAAGCCACAAUCCUGCAUCAUCAUUAAGCUAUAUUCCUUGCUGUAACUAGACAGAUGUAACCUGAAGUAACAACCCACUUAGUGCUUUCUUCAAGGUCAAACCUGUUAACUGACCUUAGAGCUGGAACAAGAAAAACAGAAUUUCAUGACUUGGUCUCAGUUAUAUUCUUUCAGAUACCUAUUGCAGGCCAUAAAGUGCUGUUUUCUGCCUCCUACCAUACCACCCACCAGAGCCUGGGCAGGGGAGCUCUUUCUUUCCCUUCUCAGAACACCCCGACAAA
This is a messenger RNA of Alexandromys fortis (reed vole), 4566 nucleotides long. RefSeq names its product mannose phosphate isomerase (gene Mpi). Gene Ontology annotation, molecular function: mannose-6-phosphate isomerase activity; zinc ion binding. Gene Ontology annotation, biological process: GDP-mannose biosynthetic process; carbohydrate metabolic process. The transcript is spliced from 8 exons. The record is from RefSeq and is a predicted model, not a curated record. Bases 48 to 1319 code for a protein of 423 amino acids. Gene Ontology annotation, cellular component: cytosol. Lineage: Eukaryota; Metazoa; Chordata; Mammalia; Rodentia; Cricetidae.